This is a messenger RNA of Lycium barbarum (goji berry), 2637 nucleotides long. Its product is annotated as G-type lectin S-receptor-like serine/threonine-protein kinase At5g35370. Lineage: Eukaryota; Viridiplantae; Streptophyta; Magnoliopsida; Solanales; Solanaceae. The record is from RefSeq and is a predicted model, not a curated record. The transcript has a single exon. Bases 1 to 2637 code for a protein of 878 amino acids. Gene Ontology annotation, molecular function: ATP binding; protein serine/threonine kinase activity. Gene Ontology annotation, biological process: protein phosphorylation.
AUGGGAUCUUCUUUCUUCUUAUUCAUUGGUACCCUUUUGUUAUCUUGUUUUCUUGUACACUGUGGUCCUCUUUCUUUUCAACCAUUAACACCAAAUUUCACUGCUACAUUUCUCUUGUUCAUUGAUAAUUCUGGUGCUUUCUUGUCAUCACCAAAUGGAACUUUCAAAGCAGCAAUUACAAACAUAAAGCCCCAAGAAAGAUCCUACUACUUUGUCAUCAUACACUCUAACUCCCAUGUCGUUGUUUGGUCUGCGAAUCGAAAUUUACCUGUCUCUGAUUCAGCUCAGCUUCGCCUAUCUGUCGAUGGCCUUGCUCUUUUUGAUGAUUCAGGUGACCCCAUUUGGUCAACAAAGCCAUUUCAUUCACGAAAUACUAGUAGUUCUAUUACUUCUUUGCAACUUCUUGAAUCCGGGAACUUGGUUUUGGUUGAUGAUUUCAAUAAUAGUGUGUGGGAAAGUUUUGAUUUUCCAAUAGAUACCGUUGUUGUAGGCCAACGAUUACCUGUUAGGAAAUCGUUGGUUAGUUCGUUGAAAGAUGAUGAACUUGCAGAAGGCGACUAUGAAUUCUUUGUGGCAGACAAUGAUGCAAUGUUAAAGUGGAAUGAAAUGACUUACUGGAAAUUAACCAUGGAGACCAAAGUUUUUCGAGAUACAAAUACUCCGGUGGAGUAUAUGAUGAUAGAGAGUAAUGGAUUGUUUCUUUUGGGGUCUAAUGGAACAAAAAUAGCAAUCCAGUUGGUUUUGGAGGACCUGAAAUCUCCUGAUUUUAGGAUUGCUAAAUUGGAAGAAAAUGGACAUUUUACUGUCAAACGAUUUAGUGAUGGAAAUUGGUUGUCUGAAUUUAACACUCCUUCUGAUAGUUGUCGGGUUGCUUUCACUUGCAAGAAGCUCGGAGUUUGUGAUAGAGGAAGAUGUUCUUGUCCACCGGGAUUUCGUGUUAGUUCUGAGGAAAAUGGUAGUUGUGCUCCAACUGACAGAAAUUUAGUAAUGCCAGCUUCUUGUAAUGCAUCUUUGAACGCGAACGUUACUGAAUUUGGAAAUCGUGUUUCGUACCUGAGGCUGGAGAAUGGUAUGGACUAUUUUGCUAAUGAUUUUAAUGAGGCGAAAAUGCAUGGUGUUAAUUUAUCUGUUUGUCAAAAUCUUUGCUCUAAGAAUUGUUCUUGCUUGGGAGUUUUUCAUGAUCAGUCCUCAGGGUCAUGUUAUAUGAUUGAAAAUUUUCUUGGUUCGAUUUUGAGGGGCUCAGAUUCUGAUAGAUUGGGAUACGUUAAGGUCAUUUCUAAACCGUCCUCAUUUGAUCCGACUGAUAACUCAAGUAAAAAGAGUAGAUUCCCCGUCGUUGCUAUGGUUUUACUUCCUUUAUCCGGUGUUCUGUUUAUCCUUGUGAUUAUGGCUGGGAUAAUAUGGUUGAUGAGGAGAAAAAAAUUGUUGGAAAAUUCCGGCAAAGAGUUUGGUGGUGCGGAUUCUUAUUCUUCUGGUGAGUUCGAGAGUAUGUCCAUACUGGGAUUGCCUGUGAGAUUUGAUUAUGAAGAGAUUCGGGUAGCCACGGAAUAUUUCAGAACUCAAAUUGGUUCGGGCGGAUUUGGGACAGUAUAUAAAGGUACUCUUUCUGAUGGAGCGGUUAUCGCUGUCAAGAAGAUGAAUUGUCUCGGGGCUCAUGGGAAAAAGGAGUUUUGCACGGAGAUCGCGAUUAUUGGGAGAGUUCACCAUGUUAAUUUGGUUAGUUUGAAAGGAUUUUGUGCACAUAGGGGAGAAAGGUUUCUGGUGUAUGAAUAUAUGAAUCAAGGCUCGUUGGAUCGUACCCUUUUUGGGAAUGGACCUGGCUUAGAUUGGCGUACCAGGUUUGAAAUCGCGCUUGGAACAGCACGUGGGCUCGCUUAUCUGCAUGGCGGUUGUGAGCAAAAGAUCAUACAUUGCGAUGUUAAGCCAGAAAACAUACUCCUCCAUGACAACCUGCAGGUAAAAAUAUCAGAUUUCGGGCUCUCCAAGCUUCUGAAUCCUGAGCAAUCAAGUUGGUUUACCACGAUGAGAGGAACUCGAGGCUACUUAGCCCCUGAAUGGCUGACUAGCUCAGCCAUUACGGAGAAAUCAGAUGUUUACAGCUACGGAAUGGUGUUACUAGAAAUAGUACGAGGGAAGAAGAACUCCUCAUUCCAACCACCGAAUGACACUACUUCUCAAAGCGAUAGUAGUGAGAGGAAUAUGGUUUCUCCAUCAUCUCUUGGCUCAGCGAAUCAACCAAUCUACUUCCCAUUAUUUGCAUUGGAAAUGCAUGAACAGAAAAAGUACCUGGAGCUUGUGGAUCCGCGGGUUGUGGGGCGUGCCAAAAGUGAGGAAGUUGAGAAGCUAGUACGCGUGGCUUUGUGUUGUUUGCAUCAAGAGCCAACUCUGAGACCAACAAUGGCCAAUAUUGUUGGCAUGUUAGAAGGUGUGUUACCUUUGGGUGAGCCAGAGGUUCAAUCACUCAAUUUUCUGCGAUUUUAUGGUCGUAGGUUUACUGAAGCAUCGACAAUCGAGGGGGAUCAAGAGGUUAAUGUGUUUGAGUUACAUCAACAAAACAGGAACAUUAGCAGUACUACUAGUAGUUCUUACAAUUCAUUAUCUUAUAUGUCUUCACAGCAAGUCUCAGGUCCUAGAUAA